AUGAGCACCUUGACGAUCAAUUCGGGCGACAAUGCUUGGAUAUUGACAUCAACGGCUCUUGUCUACAUGAUGACACCAGCGUUGGCCUUCUUCUAUGGCGGUCUCAUUGAAAGCAAGAAUAUUCUCAACCAACUUUUUCUCUCUGUCAUCUGUAUGGCUAUCGUCACCGUUCAAUGGUUUUUGUUCGGUUUUUCGUUUUGUUUUGGACCUGGUAACUCCGGAUUCGGUUCAUUUCAAUUCGGUGCGUUUAACUUUUACUCGACAACAAGCAAUGUCUACGGGCUUCUGCCGGACAGCGUGAAUGCAGCCACAAUUUCGCUUCUUACAUUUGCAGGUUAUGAAGCUGCCUUUGCGGUCAUUACGCCCGCUCUUAUUUCAGGUGCUCUUGUUGGACGUAUGAAGCUUCUUCCAUACAUGCUGUUCGUAUUUCUCUGGUCGACAUUGUGUUAUGAUCCUCUGUGUCGAUGGAUCUUCUCUCCACUCGGUUUGUUUGCUUUGUUUUUUUUCUUAGCAUCUAAAAGCAUAAAACAAUCUACAUAUUUCGACGGAAGAAAAGAAGAUACUCUGAUCAUCUGAGAAAAGCUUUUCUUCGUUAGCCCCUCAAGUCAAUGAAAUUCCACUACCUAAAGCCUUUCUGCAAACGGUAAAGAUCCAUUGUUGAAAAAAUUCGUCUAAUAAAAUUGGUACUGUUUCUUUCUCUUCAUUCUUACAUUUUUGUUAUUGACCGAUUCGCGCUCACUUCCUCCGUCCCUCUCUCUCUCUCUC
Messenger RNA from Rotaria sordida, 765 nucleotides. NCBI's taxonomy places the organism in Eukaryota, Metazoa, Rotifera, Eurotatoria, Philodinida, Philodinidae. The record is from the annotation of a GenBank genome assembly.